Molecule: messenger RNA, 2516 nt
Organism: Pyrus x bretschneideri (Chinese white pear)
Lineage: Eukaryota; Viridiplantae; Streptophyta; Magnoliopsida; Rosales; Rosaceae
Product: transcription factor bHLH62
Exons: 8
Coding region: 318-2027 (569 amino acids)
Biological process (GO): regulation of DNA-templated transcription
Cellular component (GO): nucleus
Molecular function (GO): protein dimerization activity; DNA-binding transcription factor activity
Source: RefSeq, a predicted model, not a curated record
ACCCACCCCCUUCCCCUUCGCCUCCUUCCCUUUCUCUUUUUCUUUCUGUUUCUCUUCCUUUUUUUCUCUCUCUGCUUUUUGCUUAAGCUUUUUACACACCAAACCAUUCACUCAUUACUCUCCUUCUCUCUUCCCACAAUCAUAUAUAUCCAAACCCCACAUUCUUCUCUCCACACCCAAAUUUUCACUUCCUCUGCUUCUCUUUCCGAAACCACCUCGUCGCCUUUCCGAAAAACCGGAAGAAAAAAAAAACAAUCUUUUCAGCUGCAGCAUUAUAAAGUUUCAGUCUUUGGUUACCAAUUGACAAUUUGGCGAUCAUGGAGAAUGAUUUUUUCCUAAAUGCCGGAAUCCCAUCACCGCUUCUCUUAGAACAAGCAUCCUCAAUGCCGGCAUGGCGGUCUUCAUUCUCGACCGCCGUGGACAUCCAGGCCGCUGCCGUGGACCAAAAUUGCUCUUUGGAGCAGUCCCCGGACUGCUUCUACAAUCCCAACUGGGACAACAAGUCAACCGACCAGAACAUCCACUUCAAAUCAGCCCUGAGUUCAAUGGUGUCAUCUCCGGCGGCGUCCAACUCCAACAUCUCCAACGAGAGCUUCGUGAUCAGGGAACUGAUCGGAAAGCUCGGAAGCAUCGGAAACUCCAACGAUCUCUCGUCACAUUCCCAGUUGUUGCUGGGAAUUCAAAAUUCUUACAUGGGUAGAAAUGGAAAUGCAAGUGCCAACACUUCAUGCUACAGCACCCCGUUGAACUCGCCGCCCAAGUUAAACCUGCCCGUUCCGGAUCACCAUUUGAAGAAAGAAAAGCAACCCAAUUUAGCAAACUCCAUGGCCUUGAAUUCCAGCAUGGCGGAUUUCUCUGCCGACCCUGGAUUCGCCGAGAGGGCGGCGAAGUUUUCAUGUUUCGGAAGCAGGAGCUUCAAUGGCAGAACAUCACAGCUGGGAACGAAUAAUAACAACAGUACUGAACAACCGCCGUUUAGAUCCCAUCCCGCAGCGGGAAAUGGCGGCAAGCUUCCUCGGGUUUCGAGCAGUUCGUCGAUUAAGGCACUCGGAUCUCAGACGAGUAUGCAGGAAAAGAUGCGUGCUCUGCUGCAGGAUCGGAGUGAACUCCCCAAUUCCCGAGAGGAAUCGACGAUUUCUGAGCAGAAACCAAACGGGGAGACCAAUUCCAUGGAUAUGAAUUCUAGGAAAAGAAAAUCAGCUUCCAAAGGAAAAGCAAAGGACCAUAAUCCUCCUCCAAUAUCCCCAUCUCCAACUUCCACAAAGGGGGCUGAAGUUAACGAAAAUUCUAAUGCAAAGAGAAGCAAGCCAAGUGAAAACAAUGGGAAUGACCAAAAUGGGUCUGUGAAAGCUGAGGAGGAUGCAAAGGGAAGCACCAGUUCUGAUGAGAAGCAAACCAAGACUGGUCCAAAGCCACCUGAGCCUCCCAAGGAUUAUAUUCAUGUAAGAGCAAGAAGGGGCCAAGCCACUGACAGCCACAGCCUUGCUGAAAGGGUAAGAAGAGAGAAGAUUAGUGAAAGGAUGAAGCUUCUUCAAGAUCUUGUGCCUGGGUGCAACAAGGUGACUGGAAAAGCACUUAUGCUUGAUGAGAUUAUAAAUUACGUGCAGUCAUUACAACGCCAAGUCGAGUUUCUCUCCAUGAAGUUGUCUUCUGUGAACACCAGACUGGAUUUCAACAUGGAAACCCUAAUGUCAAAAGAGAUAUUUCAACAAAACAAUGGCUUGCCACAGCAUCCAAUAUUCCCAUCAGAUUCCUCGGCACAAGCCAUUUAUGGACACCAACGCCAGCAAAAUCCAGCACUUUCUAAUGGGGCAGUGGACCCCUUGGAUAAUACCUCACCGUGCCAAAGCCUUGGGAUGCAAUUACCUCCUCUCAGUGGUUUUAGUAGUGAAGGCAUUCCUCAGUUUCCAGCAUUUGGUGAAGAUGAUCUGCAUACCAUUGUUCAGAUGGGUUUUGGCCAAAAUCCAACCAGAGAAUCAGAAUUGCUUGGUUCAAAUCAAGUAUCGCACAUGAAAAUUGAGCUCUGAUCGCCAUUUUGUCAGUCCAUAAUAAUGUGGACAGAGGGGAUGUUAUUGUAAAUACAAGAUAUAAAAAACAUUUGAAGAUUUGCAUGCACUGUGCUGAUACCGAGCCUUUUAUCCAUUGCUUGGUACCAAACCCUUGACGUCUAUUCUAUUCAAAGAGAAAUAUUUGGUAGGGCUGCAUGAUUAGAGCAGCUUUCACAGUGAUUGGGAUUGCUUGGAGUCGGAUGGAAUUUCAUAUAAGAAAAUCUCAUACUUUUAUGAGAGGUGUCUUAAAGAUGAAGUCGUCGCGCAUCCCAACCACAAGAUUUUCUCCUAUUGGAGAGCCAUUAAUUUUUCUGUCUUCCUUUCAUCUUCGUUUACUCAAUGUAAUUUCUUGUUCCAAUUUUUUUCCUCUUUUGGGGAGAGCUGUUUUAUCCACUGUAAAAUCCCAGAAGCAAUUUCUGUAAGAUAACAAUGCUAAUUAAUUUAUUAGAGGGAAGAGCUUUGUCAUCA